AUGCCAGCAGAACAGGUCAUUAGAGAUGUACAAAGAGUGAUAGAAACGGUAGAACAAAAUCAUCCAAAUAUUGAAUCCAUAGCCGUUGUAGAUUGUAUUACAACAAAAAGAAUAACAGCUCGCUAUCCUAAUAUUUCAGAUAUCCAAAUGAACAUAAAAGAAUAUAAUGCAUCGUUAUCGACUUCAGCAGAUGAAUUACAAUUCACUUUAAUUCAAUCUGGCAUAACAGUGAAUGAUAUAAAAGAUAAUGAUAUUCACAUCAAAGAAGCAAGUAAAUACAAAAUAUUCGAUCGCAUUUUUGAAUUUUAUCAUUCACCACUCGUACCAAAACUUACCCCAUCUUCAACUGAAUUUACAUUUCUAACAGCAAAUGAAUAUUCCGCUACAAUAGUUGAUAAAACUCCUCCUUCUCCAAGUACUCCUCGUUCAGAACAGUCGGAAACGGCGCGUACUACUAACGUGGAAGAAGACGGAGAGGAGGAAAAAACGGAACUAGAUCCACCGCCGAAUACAAAUGAAUUUGAUGAUUUCAUUGACAUUAUUGUUUCCUCUAAUGAGUUUGAUGAGGAAAAUAAAAAAGCAGCAAUAAAGUUAAAAAAAAUUGAACAAAAAAAACAAAUGACACAACAACAAAGAACAACAAAAACUAGAAAAAGAACAAAAAGAGCAAAGAAAUUGGUAAAUAAAAAUACACUGGAGUACGAAAUUGCAAAAGGGUGA
Molecule: messenger RNA, 720 nt
Organism: Didymodactylos carnosus
Lineage: Eukaryota; Metazoa; Rotifera; Eurotatoria; Philodinida; Philodinidae
Source: the annotation of a GenBank genome assembly